This is a messenger RNA of Hemibagrus wyckioides, 5316 nucleotides long. RefSeq names its product calcium binding protein 2a (gene cabp2a). Bases 2035 to 2730 code for a protein of 231 amino acids. The record is from RefSeq and is a predicted model, not a curated record. Lineage: Eukaryota; Metazoa; Chordata; Actinopteri; Siluriformes; Bagridae. The transcript is spliced from 7 exons. Gene Ontology annotation, molecular function: calcium ion binding.
UAUUGUGGGUGAUUUACAGUCUGAUAAGUAGUCAUGGUUAGAAUAUUCAGUAGUCAUGUUUGGAAUAUUCAUUAGUCAUGUUUGGAAUGUUUAGUAUUCUUGUUUGGAAUGUCCUAUAGUCAUGUUUGGAAUAUUCAUUAGUCAUGUUUGGAAUUUUUAGUAUUCUUGUUUGGAAUGUUAUGUAGUCUGGUUUAGUCUUGUUUGGAUUUUUUAGCAGUCUUGUUUGGAAUGUUCAGUGGUCAUGUUUCUCAUGUUUAUUAGUCUUGUUUGGAAUGUCCUAUAGUCAUGUUUGGAAUAUUCAUUAGUCGUGUUUUGCAGCUCUAUUUUAUUAGGUUUUUAUUAAGUUUAUUAGUCCCUCUUUAGUGAAGCAUUGUCUGGCAGGUGUUCACGAUCAGUACUCCAUGAAGUUAAUGAUUGUGUGGUUUUUCUGCAUGAUGAAACAUGUUUUUAUUAUGUCAUGCUCCUGACAUUUGGCACAGUGGUCUGAUGUGAAAGAUUUUGCAAUAGGAGUUACAGUGUUACAUCUCCAGCUGAGCUGCUGUUUUUGCCACCACAUUAUGCUGUGUAGAAGUGGUUGGGUUGAUGGUGGUUUGGUCGUAAUCUGCCAGCUGGUGGUAAAAUAAAUGCACUACAGCGUAUCAGUGUAUGUGACAGGAGCCCUCUAGUGGUUGAUAUUAUAUAUACACGCCAAAGUAAACUACACUAGAAGAUUGUUCCGUUAGAGAUUGUUCAGUUGUUCAACUAUUAAUUACAUUUUGAUAGUGAUACCGUCCAGAUACCGGAUUAAGAUAUUGUGUGAACAUAUGUGCUCAGUUAACAGCUAAAAUUGAUUGUUUCUAUGAUCAAUAAAUGACCUUAUAGUUAAGAUUACCUGGUGGCCUGUUGAUAAUAAAAGUGCCACAGAAUAGAAGGAAAUAGUAGAACUGCUACUAUAGUAUAGUUAGAUGCAGUCUUUACAGGGCCUGAAGUAAAUAAGAGAUUACAAAUACAAAGAUUGCAUUUACAUAGAGUAUAGCCUUGAAAUAUUUUAAAACGCCCCUGUCCACAAGAUUCUUAUAAUAGUUUUGAGAUAUACACUAUAAUAUAUAUAUAAAUAUGGUUUCAAUACAUCCUUGUCAUCCUUGUCUGUAUGUUCCUUUCAGCCCUUUUUAAACAUAAUGACAAGUAUUAGAUAUUAAAGAAGUGUUUAAAUUUUGUGACGCUAGACAACUUUUGUAUUAAACACAAAGCAUACAUUGUACUAGACAAAGUGCAGUGCAAAAACUCUUGGCUAUGUUUUCAGAUCUUUCUAAAAUUCCCUCAUUCUUUUUUUGCUUGUCAUUUCUUUCAGCCACAAACCAUCUAUUCCAUUUUCUAACUUCUUCCCUGAUGUCUUCCAAAACUGGUACAGAGCCUCAUCUUUCAUCUGUUACUCUUUCUCUCAAUCCAUGGCCCUUAUCUCCUGUGGAAUUUGCCACUGUCUCUGCUGUUUGGUCCUCUGCAGUUUAGAUUCCAGCUUCUCUCUCUCUCUCUCUCUCUCUCUCUGUUUACUUUGUCAGCACUCGGCUCUUGUCAUCAGCACCAAUGUGAUUUCACUUUCAUUGCUGUGUAAUCUCAAAUGUCCCAGAUUAAAAAAACCCUGCAGUGCCCCCUAAUUUCCUCAUCCCCCACCUUCCUCUAUCCCUCCCUCCCAUUUCCCUCUCCAACUCUCUCUUUCUCUCUCCCUUCAUCGCCUUCAUGCUGAUGUUGAAUGAGUAGCUGGUAGUCCUACAUAGUAAAAGGUAUCCUUUUUGGAAGGAAACUUAAACUAAAGGGACAAAACGAGGCAGAAAACAACAUGGCGAGAGGGUGAGAGGUGAUUAAGAGAAAAUGGACAACAAAUCCAAGAGAAAAGUUGAGAUAAGUAGAUAGCAUCUCCCAUCAUCUGAUGUACUGAACUGCACAGAAGAUCUAAAAUUUGUCUAAUAUCUAGAGUUAAUAAAGGGGAACGAAGUGGGGAGCAAAGGGAGGGUCAAGAGAGUGAGAAGGCAAGUGAAGGUAGAGCUAAAACAGGGAAUGGGAGCCAAGCCAUCCAAAAGAGAUAAUAUCAUAAAGGGUGUUGUGUCUCUGGACACUGGAACAGCGGCGAUGCUCGGAGUCCUGCAGGGUACAAGGGGCAAAAACGGUGAGGAUGAGGAGUCAGGGAAUGAGCGAGUGUUUGACGAACCUCUAUGUGCUUUGGUCCAGAAUUGUACAAUGCUGCACAACAUCGUAGGUCCUGCCUGCAUCUUUCUGCGACAGAGCCUUGCUCAGGCCCAGCUUGACAGAGAUCUGAGGCCAGAAGAAAUUGAAGAGCUAAAGGAAGCCUUCAAGGAGUUUGACAGGGAUAAGGACGGCUUCAUCAGCUGUAAAGAUCUGGGAGAGUGCAUGAGGACAAUGGGCUACAUGCCAACAGAGAUGGAGCUGAUUGAGCUCAGUCAGCAGAUCUGCGGGGGCCGAGUGGACUUUGAUGACUUUGUGGAGCUAAUGGGGCCUAAAAUGUUGGCCGAGACAGCAGAUAUGAUUGGAGUCAAGGAACUAAGAGACGCUUUUAGAGAGUUUGACUCAAAUGGUGAUGGUCAGAUUAGUCUGGCCGAGUUGAGGGAAGCCAUGAAGAAACUCAUGGGUCAGCAGCUGAACCAAAGAGAGAUUGAUGAAAUCCUCAGGGACGUGGACCUGAAUGGAGAUGGCUUAGUCGAUUUUGAGGAGUUUGUGCGGAUGAUGUCUCGCUAAAUCUACAACUGAAGACAAAACUGAAUCAAUAAAUCUGUUCAGUCCUGCUAUGAAGAGAGAGAAAUAUUACCUGUCCAACAGAAAAUAACCUAAUGUAGCAUAUCUCAUAAUGGCUUGAUUUACUGAUUUUCUCUGUUUUUGUUUAAUGUUGAAUAAUGAAUCUGAAAUAUUCCAUGUAAAAAAUUUAAUUUAAGAGUCAGUGGUGAUUUAUAUGUUUCUAUGGUUAAAAACACAUAAUUCUUGUUGAAAACAUAGAAAACUGGCUCACGUUACAUAUUUCACCUUCAACAUAUUUAUUAUGGUAUUUUUGUAUGCAUACCAGUGACUGUAAAUAUUAUUACAAGUUUUUUUUCCAUUAAACUAGCAAUACAUUUUUAUAUAACUUAUAACUAUAUUUGGGCUUUAAAUGGCACAAAAUAUACUGCAUAAGUGGAUGAUUUAACUUUUAGAUUAAGCAACUUAGUGGUUUGCAUAAUUGCUUUGUACCUCCGUGACUGGGGGCUCGAUUCCAGCUUUGGGGGUUUCCUCCAGGUACUAUAGUUUCCUCUGGCACUCUAAAUACAUAUGUUGUAGUCUAAUUGGCAUGUCUAAUUUGUCCAUAGUGUGUGAAUGGGUGUGUGAGUGUUUGUGAUUGUGCCCUGGGAUGGUUUGGCACCCUGUCCAGGGAGGCCCCCAUUUUGUGCCCCAAGUCCCCAGGAUAGACUCCAGGCUCUCCAUGACCCUGUGUAUAAUAGGCAGAGCAGAAUAUGGGUGGAUGGAUGAAGGGACUGAGUUCAUACAAAGGUCUUAUGUCCAUUAUGAAAGUUACAGAGUACAGUAAGAGAUGGCAUGUAGCUUUCUCCUGCACAACCUGUGUAACGACUUUAGAUGAUCCUGUAUACUUUCUCUCUUUUAUUCUCUUUUAUUAUUUUAUUUAUCUCUGUUAUUCUGGAUCAGACCAUUUAAUAUGAUUCAAAUGCCUCAUUCUGUUUAUUUGUUUUCUCAGGUCUCUUAUUCUGUAGAACACCAUACUAUCUGAUGGUCACUGUAAAAUAAACUAUGUUUGUGCCCUUAGCCUCACCCAGGAAAGAUUAUGUUCAGAUUAAAUAUGAAUGAGAACAGAUUCCAGAGAAGCGCUGUUUACAUUGAAGAGAGUUCAAAUGCAUAUUUUAUGUACAAAACAUAAAUAUGGGUAUUGAUCAGUAUACAAUGUGACAAUCCUGGUGUUGGCUCUGUGAGUCUGUGUGGUCUGCUGUGUCAUGGCUGAGCUGGUGUUGCUCCUAGCUGCUUCCCUUUCACAAUAGUUACAGUUGACUUAGACACAUCCAGCAGGAUCGAAAUUUCAUGAACUGACUGGCGACAAAAGUGGCAUACGAUGACAGUGCCAUGUUUCAAGUCACUGAGAUUUUCAGUAUGUUUGUUUCACUAUGUUUGUCUAUGAAGAUUGCAUAGCUAUGUGCUUGAUCUUAUGUAUCUGUUAGCUUGUGAAGUGUUCAGCAGCUCAUUAUCAAGAUGCUGAGUAUUGGAAGUAGAGGAAGCCUGAAAAUGUGCAGAGCAGCAGGUCCAUCAGAUCAAGCUUUAAAUGUUUUAAUAAGCAAUUAUAAAUGUCAUGAAUCAGAGGCAGGUGGAUGUAUAAACUAGAUGAAUUUGUUUAAAAGUCAGUCAGCAGGCGGAACCAUGGUCAUAAAUAGGCAAAGGUCAAAUGAUGAGACAAACAGGGACAAAACCAGCUAAAAAAAACAGAAAGAGAGCAAAAUGAGAGAAGCAAUAGGGAAUUUCACUCAUGCAUGACUGAGCUGGUUAAAUAAACAAGAAAACAGGUGUGCUAGAAAUCAUGUGAGUGACCAGCUGUAUUCAGGAAAGAGCUGCUGCAGUGGAUCUAAAUGUUCUUAAAUAAAAAAAAUCUUCAUCGUAAUGUUUUGAAACUGAUACCUAAAUGUCAAUACUUUAUAUAAACUAUUUCCAAGACUUAAUAUCAUAUUUAUUUACAAAAUUAUUAAUAAGUGAAUGACCUUGUUUAGAAAUAAAUUGCUACCAAUUUUGUCUUCCUUUUAGUACAUCUGAGGAGUUUAAAUCAUAGUGUUUGAGUUAAGAGUGUGACAGCAAGAGCUGUGUCUUUCCUCCCUUAGUGACAAUAUAAUAGCAGCAAUCAUUUAUCAGUUCCCAAUAUUCUAUUCUAUUCUAUAUACAUUUUACUAUAUUCUGUUCUAGACUGCAUUCUUCUAUCCUAUCUAUUCUAUAUACAUAGAAUAUUCUAUCAUAUUCUAAUCUAUUAUACUCAGUCUGUUCUACUCAAUUGUGUUCUGUUUAGUAAAGGCACAAGACUACGUUUCUUUCUGAAUUCUUACCAUUCUGAAACAAUACCAUUACCCAUCCAACAUUACUUUAUUUUUUAUUUUUUUAAACUGCUUUUUGAGCUGUUUUUGUUCUUUGCCUUUAGUACAAAUGUGUUGACAUGUACAGUAUUUAUUAUAUUUAAUAUGUGCAUGUUUGUGAGAAGUAACAAAAUGUUGCCUACAGCAAUGAUACAACAAUACAUAGACUGUAAAAAUCACAGAUCAUCUAAAUAUAAGUAAAAUAUGGUAUUGGAAAAUAAUCAUGCCUAGU